Messenger RNA from Diospyros lotus (date-plum), 1926 nucleotides. RefSeq names its product glucan endo-1,3-beta-glucosidase 9. Gene Ontology annotation, molecular function: hydrolase activity, hydrolyzing O-glycosyl compounds. Gene Ontology annotation, biological process: carbohydrate metabolic process. Gene Ontology annotation, cellular component: plasma membrane. Bases 132 to 1574 code for a protein of 480 amino acids. The transcript is spliced from 2 exons. The record is from RefSeq and is a predicted model, not a curated record. NCBI's taxonomy places the organism in Eukaryota, Viridiplantae, Streptophyta, Magnoliopsida, Ericales, Ebenaceae.
UCUCCUGUUAACAUUCACUCGACAGUCGCCACACACUUGACCAGUAGUUUAUACGCAGGCGUAGAAUGAACUAUGGAGCGCGGGCCGCUCCGGCACUGCAGUAGCACUUGCAGCGGAGAGAGCUCCCAUCAAUGGCCUCGAAUCUUUGCCGCAUCCUAGCCCUUGUGCUGGCCGUUUCGAGCCUGUGUCCGGCUAGGGUUCGAGCCGUAGGGGUGAACUGGGGCACGGCGGCCUCGCACCCGCUGCCACCGCCCAAGGUGGUAGAGUUGCUGAAAUCGAACAACAUCACCAAGGUCAAGCUCUUCGAUGCCGACCCAAGCGUCCUCCAGUCUCUCUCCGGUUCUCAUAUCUACGUGACCGUCGGCAUUCCCAAUUCGAUGCUCAAGAGCCUGAACUCAUCCAAGAAGGCGGCGGAGAGUUGGGUACACGAUAAUCUCACCCGUUACUUCUCUGAUGGAGGCGGUGGAGUUCGAAUCGAGUAUGUUGCCAUAGGCAAUGAGCCAUUCCUCCAAAGUUAUGGUGAGCAAUUCUCCCCCUUCGUUGUUGGUGCAGCCAUCAAUGUCCAAACUGCUCUUGCUCGUGCCAAGUUGGCAGACCAGGUCAAAGUUGUGGUUCCUUGCAGUUUUGACACUUUCAUAUCAGAGUCUGGUCUGCCUUCUAAAGGGCAUUUUAGGCCCGACCUCAAUAAAACCAUGAUUGAACUCCUCACAUUUCUCAACAGACAUCAUUCUCCUUUCUUUUCAAGUAUUUCACCUUUCAUAAGUUUCCAUCAUAGCAAGAACAUCUCCCUUGACUUCGCCCUAUUCAAAGAAAAUGCACGCCCUCACAGUGACAGCCAUAAAACCUACCAAAACAGCUUUGACUUGAGCUAUGAUACCCUUGUUACAGCAUUAGCCACUGCUGGGUUUCCUGCAAUGGAGAUCGUCAUUGGGCAAAUUGGCUGGCCUACAGAUGGGGCCGCCAAUGCCACUUCAUCCGUUGCUGAGACAUUCAUGAAAGGCCUGAUGCAGCACCUUCACAGCAAAUCAGGGACACCGCUAAGACCUCACAAACCACCAACUGAGACUUACUUAUUUAGCCUGCUGGAUGAGGACCAAAGAAGCAUAACAACAGGAAAUUUUGAGAGACACUGGGGAAUAUUUACUUUUGACGGCCAGGCCAAGUACCGUGUCGAUUUUGGGCAGGGCUCUAGAAACCUGGUGAACGCACAGAAUGUGGAAUACCUUGCUUCCAAAUGGUGUGUUGUGAACAACAACAGGGACUUGUCCAAUGCCACUGCUACUGCUUCAGAUGCAUGCUCUGUUGCGGACUGCACUGCGCUUGCUGCAGGUGGUUCUUGUUUCAACAUUAGUUGGCCUGGGAACAUAUCGUACGCGUUCAACAGCUUCUACCAGCAGCACGGUCAAAGGGCCAAUAGCUGCGAUUUUAGUGGGUUGGGUCUGAUUACUACUGUCGACCCUUCGGUGGGGAACUGCAGAUUUUCAGUUGGAUUGCGGACAUCUGAUUCAGCUCCUCGGCACAGGUCCUUUGUCAUUCACUUGAUAGUUCUGCUGAUGGCAACUGUUUUAUUAUGACAACAAUUUGAUGUCAUAAGAAAUCUGGUGUUAGAAGACGAAUUUCUGAGGAUAAUUUUGGCCCCCUUCAAAUGAGUUUCUUCUUACUAUGUUAUUUUAGAUGUUCCAUGUUGUAAAACAGUUUACUUCGUUUUCUUUUUCCCUCAACCCUGCUUCAUAUCUUGUAUCGAUGAUUUAUUUGUUCUGGAAAAGUGGCAUAUGUUUGUGAGUUACAGUGUCUGAUCUGAUGGAUUGGCUUUAUGCUCAUGCUGAGUGUUAUCCCGCAGGUGUCCUUGCUUCGAUUUUAUUAAGGCACUUUGGUCCGUAGCCACUCAUUUCGUAUUGGUAACAAACAUUUUAUAAUAUAUAUAUA